CAUGUUUCCUCCACCGCUUCAGUCUCCCUACUCUUCUUCUCACAGCUUUGUUCUUAUUUUCUUCCACCGACUUUGGUUCUACCUCUCCAAAAAACGACACCCAAAUCGCUUUCAUCGGUGUAAUUUUGCCACGACGUUAAUCCCGUUUUCCGUCUUACCCCAUCUCUCUUGCUCUCGGUAUUUUGAAGGCCUAUUAUGGGCUUUGUACCCAUCGCCGUUGAAGACCAUCGCUUCCGGUGCACCGCCAUCAACAACAACUGCUCAAUCGGUGGUUAUUAUGAUUUCUUGAACAUGUUCUCAAGACUCACUUCAAGCAGAAGGUGGGGUAUCAGGUGGUUUCAUGAAAUCCAAGCGGUUGGCAAAUGGUGGAAAAGGACUGAAAGUAGAAUGUCACACACAGAGGUUGGAGUUCCCAUAUUGUUCUCCCCAGAGCUUUUUUGUACACAGUUAAAUAUCGAUGCAGGAAAGUUGGUCAAACAAAAGAGAAAAAUGAGGAGAUCUUGUCAAAACAAGCGGUUAAAGAUCGCUCAACAGGCUGAAGAGCAUGAAUGUUUUGUCACUAAGAUUGUGGCAGCAAUGCAUCGGUCUGGAGUUUAUAAGCAUUUGAUGAAUGAAGAGGAUGUUGAGAACUUGAAAUGGCUUCAAAUCUUCAAUAAGCAUGAUCUUUAAGUAAAAGUAAAGUCUGUGUUGAUGUUGAAAAGUAUUUCCCAGAAAAGCUAAGGCCCCGUUUGAUAGUUGCUGGCUGAAAAAGUGCUGACUGGGAAAUGUCUGUCUGGGUAAGAAAUCCUGACUGAGUAAGAAAUCUUGUUGUUUGAUUGUACAUCUGACUGAAUGUGCUGAGUGAUGAAAAU
Lactuca virosa is the source of this 851-nucleotide messenger RNA. The record is from the annotation of a GenBank genome assembly. Lineage: Eukaryota; Viridiplantae; Streptophyta; Magnoliopsida; Asterales; Asteraceae.